Messenger RNA from Gongylonema pulchrum, 474 nucleotides. NCBI's taxonomy places the organism in Eukaryota, Metazoa, Nematoda, Chromadorea, Rhabditida, Gongylonematidae. The record is from the annotation of a GenBank genome assembly.
AUGAUUAACAAUACUGAUUAUCACGAUACAUUAACAGCAUCACUGUUACUUGAAGACUGCGACGGGCGAGUGUAUGAUCGACGACGAAAGCAGUUUUCGACCACAAUAAAGGUUGAAAGAGGUCAUAUUUUAUGCCUAGCGGUAGAAAACAGCAACGACAUGGACGGAAGGCGAUAUCGUGAUGCUUACUGGGAAAAAGAAUUAUCCAGUAAAAGUAACCUAAGUACCAGGAACGUUCUGUUCAUGAAGUGUCUCGAAUUUGGCGAUGUAUAUUUGCGCGUACCGAAAGCAAAGGUAGCAUUACUGACAAGCUUCGAAGCUUUGCUGCUGAAAGCUAUACGCGAUGUGGAUUUUCGAUUUCGCUUCCAUCAGGAUAGAGAUUUAUUUAAUUUUGUAUGUCAACUCCAGAUCGGCCAUCGUGUUGUCGUGCAGGUUGGUAUAAUUUUUCCUGCAAAAAUUUCCCCAUUGAUUUGA